AUGGAGAGGACAUUGUGUAGAGGAAGUGUGAACUGCUGUUACACGGUAGACACCAUGGAGAAGACAUUGUGUACAGGAAGUGUGAACUGCUGUUACACGGUAGACACCAUGGAGAGGACAUUGUGUACAGGAAGUGUGAACUGCUGUUACACGGUAGACACCAUGGAGAGGACAUUGUGUACAGGAAGUGUGAACUGCUGUUACACGGUAGACACCAUGGAGAGGACAUUGUGUACAGGAAGUGUGAACUGCUGUUACACGGUAGACACCAUGGAGAGGACAUUGUGUACAGGAAGUGUGAACUGCUGUUACACUGUAGACACCAUGGAGAGGACAUUGUGUAGAGGACAUCAUGGAGAGGACAUUGUGUACAUCAAGUGA
Haliotis rubra (blacklip abalone) is the source of this 381-nucleotide messenger RNA. RefSeq lists its product as uncharacterized. The record is from RefSeq and is a predicted model, not a curated record. The coding region runs from base 1 to 381 and encodes 126 amino acids. The transcript has a single exon. NCBI's taxonomy places the organism in Eukaryota, Metazoa, Mollusca, Gastropoda, Lepetellida, Haliotidae.